Messenger RNA from Plasmodium knowlesi strain H, 4221 nucleotides. Its product is annotated as conserved Plasmodium protein, unknown function. Gene Ontology annotation, molecular function: protein binding. Gene Ontology annotation, biological process: cilium movement; cilium assembly. Lineage: Eukaryota; Apicomplexa; Aconoidasida; Haemosporida; Plasmodiidae. Gene Ontology annotation, cellular component: extracellular exosome; motile cilium. The transcript has 17 exons. The coding region runs from base 1 to 4221 and encodes 1406 amino acids. The record is from RefSeq and is a predicted model, not a curated record.
AUGGAAUAUAAAGAAAAGCCCGAGGGACCCUUUUUUGUCUCCUUCUACGUGACCAACUUCACGGCAUCCGACGAUUUAGCAUCGUACAAAAUAAACAUAACAGAUUUCUAUGGAAACUGCUACGAGUCCAACCUCAUUGGAAAGAAUAAUUACCGCCAAAUUAACUUCCCCAGCAACUACAUCGAGAUAUGUGAAGAAACGGCCAUCAACGACAUCAUCCAGAGUUGCGUAAAGGUGGACGUUUUCGCAAGAAAUAAUGACCCUGAGGGGGAGCCGAAGGACAGGAAAGAUGGUGGUAGCGGUGACGAGAAGGGUGAUGAUAACAACGGUGGCGAUAACGACAGUGACGAUGGCCCCAGUGGCAGUUUUGUGCGUAUCGGGUCGGAGAACAUCAAGGCCUUCCCCUUUCUGCACGACCAACUAAUCAUCACGAGAAAGAUCGUUGCGUCGUACAGGUGCGGGGAGAAAGGCGGAAAUAACUCCGCAAAUCAGAAUGAAGGCGACCAAGCGGAUGAGCCGGUGGAUCCUGGCGAAAAGGGUGACAAGAGUGAUAAAAAAAGGAAGAAAAAAAAUGCAGACAAAGAUGAAAAGAAAAAAAAGAAAAAGGAUAAAAUAAAGGGUAACUCACGAAGGGAAGACAAAAAAUCGGAUAAUUCUCUCAAAACGGAUAUUGACAUAAGUUUUCACAUCACGCUGAAUAUAAAUUCCUUGGUGGGCAACUACUGCGGGAGGUCCUCGUACAACAUAAUGAAUGUGAAGGUUGAUGGGGUAUACAACAUCUCCAAAGCUAUUGAUGAGAAAAUGGCGAAGAAAAAUUCGCACACAUUUCAAUUGAAGUUUUUGGACUUUAGCCUAAACGAUGGGGCUCUCGUUGAAGAUGAGCAAGACAAAUACAAAAUUGUGUGGAAAAAAAACGACCUGUAUAAGUAUAGAAAUAUAAAGGAAAUUGAAUAUAUUUACAACUUUCUGUUUUACGAAUCUUUUAACGUGAAUGCAUACUUGCUGUGUGUGAACGAGGGGAAGAAGCAAAGGGACAACGCCACCCCCAGCGUAAUGGAUACCCUCUGCGGAAGGUUCCAAGUCAACAUUUCAGACGUGAUAACAAACGCAGUUAUCAACGCCAAGUACCAAUUGCAAUCCAUGAAUUCACCAAAGGGGGAGGCGAAAAGUGGCCGGGAAAAUGAAGGCAAUGAAGAGUCGUUCGUCUACGGAGGGGCUUACAUCCUACUGACCAUUCAGUUUUACAAGCCUUUCUUCAAGAAGGAAAAAGUGGAAUUUCCCCUGCGGAUAUUUAACGUGAUGGGAGGCGGUACAGAGAGCGAUAAGAAGGAAAGCGACUGCGUCGAGGAUGUGUUCAACAGGUCCAUCAUGGAGGGAAUCCAAUACGUCAACCUCCAAAUCGACAAGCUGAAGGAGGAAGACCAAAUAAAGAUUUACAGAAAGUCCAAAGAAUACGUCUCGUUCCUGGACAGUUUGAGGGAAACGCCCACGUACUUGAAUCUUUACAACAACAUCAAGGAAAUCAUGAUCAAGCUGGCGUACGAAAUUGUGCGGAAAAAAGUGUACCAAAAUUUUAACCUCCAUGAUGACGUGAUGUUUGAGGAGGAGAACGGUCAGGAGAAGGAGAAAACGACAGAGUCAACCUCGGAAAAAAACAUGAUGGAAAAAUCGUCCUGCGGAAAGAAAGCCAUGUCAGAGGAAAACGAAAACUGCAUCCUGGCUCAUCUGUUCAACCUCGUGAACGAAUCAUCCAACGUGAUCAUCAACGGCUACUUCGAAAAGGAGAACCACCUUAACAUGAAUACACUACGCGAAAUAAAAGAAAAAAACAACAUCACAGAUAUAGAAAACUAUUUAUUCAAUGUGGUACAAGAGAGCGAGUUUUUAUUUAAGUAUAGGAAGACUGCCUAUUUCUGCGAAGCUAUGUUGGUUUUACUCUUUAGGAAGAUAACUUCUUGCGGAGAAAGUACCAAAGGGAAUCUCUCAUCACAGUUGGAAACACAAGAUUAUAAUCAUGUGGUUAAUAUGUUGCUACAUUAUUCCGACUAUGACGAGGAAAAGGAGUACACACAAAGAGACAAUUACAUGUACGAAAAAAAAAAAAAUAAAGAUGAAAAAAAAAAAAAAAAAAAAAAAGAAGAUAUAUUAACAUGUAUGAUAAACGGCAUGAAGGGAAAAAAUGCCAAUUCUUACUUGUUCCAUUAUAUGGACCACUUUAGCGAAGUGAUUCUAAACGGGAGGGGAGAAAGUUGCGCGGCCGAUGUAUCAUCUGUAGGGGAAUCACCUGUGCAGGACGCUGAACAGGAGAAUAUCAUCUCGAUUAUAAACUUGCCACAGAAUGAAGAAAUUAAAAAAAUAUUUAUUGAUGUCCUGUACACAUAUGCCAAAACUUUGCUUAUAAUGAGUAGCCACCCCGGUGGCCAAGUCAACAAGAAACAACAGCGUCUGUGCUACGAGCAGUACUGCGUGGAGAGGAGCGAACAGGCAAAAGACAACUUUACAGGGGAGGGGGACAACGGUGGAGCUACCCGAAAAGACCAGAUCUACAAGAAGGCCUACGACCAAUUCAACGACAACUUUGAGUGCCACAACAAUUUCAACUCAUACGACAAGUACCUGAACAGAGAAAAUGUGGACACCUGCAUUUCGUGUCUAUCAGCCUACGUGGAGCUCACGAAUUUUGAAAACAUCGAAAGCAUUUUCACCUUAGCCUUGGCAUACCUGAACGCUCAUAAGUAUGAAGAGGCCGAGAAAUUAGCUAGCUAUUUGAUAGAAAUAAUGAAAAUGAAAAAAUGCCAAAGGAGGAAAAAAGGAGGAUCUCCUUCUUGUCCGGCCUCCUCCCCUGAGAAACCACCAGAGGAAGAACCCCCCAUGGACAUGAAAAAGUUCCACCUCUACAGCUCAUUUGGUCAAACCCACAUAGAUGUAACUGUGGAGAUUUGCGUGUAUAUAAAAGCCUUGUGCUUCUAUUUCCAGCGGAACUACGUGCAGUACUACAUUAAUAUGAGCAUCCUGAUGAGCACCAACGAAAAUGAGCUGCGCCUGGAGGUUGAGAAGAGUACUUCUUCGUUGGGCGCUUAUAUAGGGGGAAAGGACCCCAGCGGAAAAAAGGCAAAAUGGGAAGAGACUGAAAGGAAGGAUAAGACGGGGGCUUCCCGCAAUAGGUGCAGUGUCGACAAUGUGGGUGGUAUUUCAGGUGUUGCAGAUGGUGCGAGUGACGAGGCGGUACAUGCCCAAGAUCAGCAUAGGAAAAAAAAAAAAAAAAAAAAAAGUACAAAAGGAGGAGAAGACGCAUCCCAAACUAACCCCGAGGGUAAGGAAAGUGCCUUGAAUGACCAACCUAGCACAGACAAAGAGGAGCCAGAAAAUAAAAAAGAACAGGAAGUUGCAAAAGCGAAAGGAACGAGAAAUAGUCAAAGAGAACAACCAACCUUAGGGGAAGACCAAACCAUGUUGAAUUGUCCCGACACGAAUUUGUACAGACAGAUCCCAGAGAAGGACACCUUGAUGUUGUUGUUUCUUAUUCAUUGCACAAAAUUGAAUUUACUAAAUAUCGUUAUGUUUAUUCACGAAAACAGGUGGAAGUUUCUAACGCAAUCGUCCUUAGACAUGCCUCUGUACAGGCAACUCAUCAUCCGCGCGUUCUUUGCAGUAGGAGAAUUCGCCAAAUGUGUGGAGCUGAUAGAUGAGACGAGUGAGCACCUGCGCAACCUGGACUUCCUGUACAUCUACGCACAGAGCUCGUAUAAACUGGGAGACUACCCCAAAUGUGUAGAUCUCCUGAAGCAAUAUUUGCCUCUCUGUAGAUUGAAGAAUCUUCGCGUAAAGAUGCACCUAAGGUUGAGUAAAAUAUACUUAUCGCUUGGCAAUUUUGAAGACAGUAAAAAGGAGAUUAAGAACUCACAGCAGAUUUGUAAAACUAGCUAUUCGUAUCUGUACUUGGGUUGUUACUACUUAAAAAGGAGAAAAUACUUGCAGGCGUACAGGCUCUUGUACAAGUCAAACGAAAUGAAUAUUUUCAACCACAAAUUGUGGGCAUAUCUAUGUAUGGCAUUUUUGCACCUUGGCAUGCGGGACCAAGCUGAUAAAUGUCUAGGCAACUUUAUAAAAAUGAAAAAGUACGACAAGAAGAUUAUUUCCGAAAUGGUGGACACGUAUAAGGAGGUUGGAUACGAGAAGGGGGGGCAGGUGUUGUCAACUCUCCAUGCAGAGGGAAGCUAA